Molecule: messenger RNA, 306 nt
Organism: Macrosiphum euphorbiae (potato aphid)
Lineage: Eukaryota; Metazoa; Arthropoda; Insecta; Hemiptera; Aphididae
Source: the annotation of a GenBank genome assembly
AUGAAUAAAAAAGUUCAUAAAAGAAGCUUUCAAAUUGAAAGGCUAAAUAAGCACAACUGGUUAGCUUAUAGUCGUAAUAGAGAAGGAGGAGCGUUUUGUAAAGCAUGUGUACUUUUUGGACCAAAGUUUGGUGGGAUUGGAAGACAAAGGAUUGGCAAAGAAAUUCCUAUGAUAAAAUACAAAGAUGCUUUACACGAUUUUAAGAUACAUAUGGAAAGAGAAUAUCAUAAAACAGCAAUUGUGCGGUCUUUAGAAUUUAUAAAAUGUUUUAAAGGCAAAAAAAAAAACAGUAGAAAUUCAACUUGA